AUGGUUGGGGUUCCCGGACGGUCCAAGGGCUGCAACACAUGUCGAAAACGCAAGAAGGGAUGCGACCUUCAACGUCCGUCAUGCGGGCAGUGCCUGAAGGCUGGAAUUAAGUGUGCGGGAUAUGAGCGGAAACGCAUCUUUGUCAUCGUCUCGCCCGACAAGAGCUCAAAGAGUGGUGUCUAUAUCCCGGCGGCGACCUCCAUCAUCCAGGCGCCGUCCCUCUCACGAACUGCGUAUGAAGAGAAGAUAUUGGACAUGUUUUGGGAUGGAUACAUGCCCGAAGCUCCUCUGUGCUCUACGGGAAGUCCUAUCGUGAGGUUUUCGCACUCAGAUUGGGCGACGACAGUUCAAGGUCUUUAUCGAACCGACCCCGCGCUGCGGCAAGGGUUAUUGGCCAUCAGUCUGGGAACCGUGGGCCGUCGAGACAGAAAGCAGUGGAUGAUAGACGACGGGCUCAAAUUCUACUGUCAAGCAUUGGGCGAGCUCAACUCGGGCCUGCGACACCCUACGAGAUGGAGGUCUGACGCAUUGUUGGUGGCUUCGAGGAUCCUUGGCUUGUAUGAGCUACUCUACGGCGCAGACGACAGAGAAAGACGAGGUAUCUCUCAGGCCCAGAGCUGGGAAGGUCAUGCCAUGGGAGAGAUGGCCUUGAUGGUGCAGCGGGCCCCAGAGAACCAUCUCUAUGGCGAUGCGCAUCAGUUGUUCUGCUCUGGACGAGUUCACUUGGCGAUUUCUCACAUCAAACAACGACGGAGAUGUCCCCUGAGUCAUCCUAUCUGGAAAACGGUACCGUGGAGCGUCAUCCCAAAAUCUUCCAAAGACGCGUUGGUUGAUGUUUUUGUGGAUAUCCCGGGUCUUCUAGAAGACCUCGAUCGGUUGCGUGACUGCGAGCCCGGAAAGGAGAAGGAAGCAAGACGCAGGAGGCUUGUCGAUGAAUGUUGGCGUCUCGACAGAGAACUAAAAUGGUGGCUGGACAACUUGGGUCCGACGCAGGAACUCAGGGAUCUCCAGGCGAAGGGAUUCGAUAACCCGACAACCUGCGACGUCGUUGUGACUUCAAUCAUGACACUAUUCUGGACGACUUGUAUCUUGUCGUAUAGCACUCUCCGUCUCGCCCUUGGCCCGAAACCAGACUUAGAACUUCCCGAAAGGACAAACCCACGGAUAUACUGCACCAAAAUCGCCAAUUCGGUUGAGGUUUUAUUCCACCCGAUGGCAGGGACUUUCGGUAUUUCGAACGCCCCAUUGCCGAUUGGCAUGUCGCUGGUGUACUUGAACUCGACAGAGGAGGGUUUCCACUCUGCAGAUAAGUGGAAGCUAGUGAGCUUCUUCGGUAGACAGGCAAAUAACGGCAUCGGAAUUGGGAAAUUUCUAAUAAGCACACAGAGCGAUGGAAUAGUACCAAGAGGCUCUGUUCAGAUUCCAUCACCCGAAGUCAUUAAGGCCAAGGCGAAGAGGUGGAUGGGGGCUGUGGAGUAG
Molecule: messenger RNA, 1479 nt
Organism: Colletotrichum karsti
Lineage: Eukaryota; Fungi; Ascomycota; Sordariomycetes; Glomerellales; Glomerellaceae
Product: C6 zinc finger domain protein
Exons: 4
Coding region: 1-1479 (492 amino acids)
Biological process (GO): regulation of DNA-templated transcription
Molecular function (GO): zinc ion binding; DNA-binding transcription factor activity, RNA polymerase II-specific
Source: RefSeq, a predicted model, not a curated record